Molecule: messenger RNA, 579 nt
Organism: Fusarium verticillioides 7600
Lineage: Eukaryota; Fungi; Ascomycota; Sordariomycetes; Hypocreales; Nectriaceae
Product: U3 small nucleolar ribonucleoprotein IMP3
Exons: 2
Coding region: 28-579 (183 amino acids)
Biological process (GO): rRNA processing
Cellular component (GO): Mpp10 complex; small-subunit processome; small ribosomal subunit
Molecular function (GO): snoRNA binding; structural constituent of ribosome; rRNA binding
Source: RefSeq, a predicted model, not a curated record
ACUUGGAGGUGAACAACUACCGUGAUCAUGGUGCGAAAACUCAAGCAUCACGAGCAGAAGCUCCUCCGAAAGACAGACUUCAUCACAUACAAAUCCGACAAUGGCCAUCGCGACAAGGCCGUCAUGCGACGUUAUAUGAUCCAGAAGCCCGAGGACUAUCACAAGUAUAACCGUCUUUGCGGCUCUCUACGCCAACUCGCCCAUCGCCUUUCCCUCCUCCCUCCCGAGAACGCAACACGCCGCAAGCACGAAGAACUUCUCCUCAAUAAGCUUUACGACAUGGGUGUCCUUUCCAGCGCCUCUAAGCUCUCCGCUGUCGAGAACAGUGUUACUGUUAGCGCAUUUGCGCGCCGUCGCUUGCCUGUGCUGAUGACAAGACUGCGCAUGGCUGAGACCGUGCAAGCGGCUACGAAGAUGAUUGAGCAGGGUCAUGUGCGCGUGGGUACAGAGACAGUUACGGAUCCUGCGUACUUGGUCACAAGAGGCAUGGAGGACUUUGUGACAUGGACUGUGGGCAGCAAGAUCAAGAGGAACAUCAUGAAGUACCGCGAUCAGCUGGACGAUUUCGAAUUGCUAUGA